GACUUUUAAAACACGACUGAUAGCACGUAGACAUAACUUCUGAUAAUGUUGCGUCUAAAUUCUAACUAGUCACGGCUGCCACGCACUGACAAGGAAGCUGGCCUUUCUCUUAAAAAUGGCAACUAUUGUCUUUUAUUCGGUUAGAACGACUCAAACUACCACGAGGCGAUGUUUCAGUUCCCAUUUAAAGGGUCUUGCUAGUGCAAUAGACUCGGGGUUGUUAUCCUCUACUCCUGGCCCAUCAUCGACUUUGCUCCCGGAAACAAGAUGGUUUUCCAGGGGCACCAGCUUGCGGUUCAUGUCCCAUGGGACCGCAGGCAGAUCUGCAUCUGGACAAACCAGGAGGGGAGCCCUGGCGCUAAGUGGAGCCGCAGCGGUGACGGCAGCUGCGGCCGUAGCGGGAUUUUUGGCCAACGCUAACCACUUUCAGCGUGCAGAGAUGGCAACUAAGGUCUCCCAGAAUCAGGAGCAGGAGGGCGACAUCGUGGAGAGAUGCCGCGAGUUCAUGUCUCCACCGGUGACCGACAUCAGUGUCCUGCAGGGGAGAAAGGAGGAGAUGAGUACCAAGAUGGAGAUGCUGAUAAUGGAGACACAGGCCGAGUUUUGUAAAGCCCUGCAGAAGGUGGACGGUGGGACGUUCAAAGUGGACCGGUGGGAGAGGAAGGAAGGUGGUGGGGGCAUCAGCUGUGUAAUGCAGGGUGGAAAGGUGUUUGAGAAGGCUGGGGUCAAUGUGUCAGUGGUAUUUGGGAACCUGACUGAGGAGGCAGCUAAGCAGAUGAGGAGCAGAGGAAAAGUCCUCAAAGGCAAAGAUGGAAAGCUACCGUUUUGUGCCAUGGGUGUCAGCUCUGUUAUUCACCCGAAAAACCCCCACAUACCAACUGUGCACUUCAACUACAGAUACUUUGAGAUUGAAGAGGAGGAUGGCACUAAGCAGUGGUGGUUUGGUGGAGGAACAGACCUGACCCCAGUUUAUAUUGAUAAAGACGAUGCAUUUCACUUCCACAACACCCUGAAGGAGGCCUGUGACAAGCACCACCCACAGUAUUACCCCGAAUUCAAGAAAUGGUGUGACAGAUACUUCUAUGUCCGCCACAGAGGGGAGACACGUGGGAUAGGAGGAAUCUUCUUUGAUGACCUUGAUUCCCCGAAUAAGGAGGAUGUGUUUGAUUUUGUUAAGAGCUGUGCUCGCACUGUGGUCCCUUGUUACCUUCCCAUUGUCUACAAACAUCUCAAUGACUCCUUUACUGAUGAGGAGAAGGACUGGCAGCAGGUACGACGAGGAAGAUAUGUGGAGUUCAACCUGGUGUAUGACAGGGGAGUGAAGUUUGGUCUUGCCACUCCUGGCUCCAGAAUUGAGAGCAUCCUCAUGUCCCUGCCACUCACUGCCAGGUGGGAGUACAUGCAUGAGCCUGCCAAAGGUACCAAGGAGGCUGAGAUGCUGGAGGUGUUACAGAACCCUAAGGAGUGGGUUUGAGCGUGAUGCUCACAGGUUUACAUGUCAAUACAGACAAAACGUCCAGGAAAUCUUGAUUGUAUUUUGUAAACUUGUUUGGCCAAGUCUUCAUUUAACACCAUAAUUACUUUAAUAUCAUGUUGCAUCACAAUUGUUUGAAGCUGUAAUUUGUGCUGGUUCUUCUUUGUUCUUUCAUACUUGCUAUGUUUAGUCAAAUCAGACUUCUCAAAUUUUACCAGAUUUUUAAGAUGAUUACGCUGCGUUGUUACGAAGUGAGAUCUGUCCCAUGUCACCAUCCAGCAGAGUAAAGACCAAAUAAUUCAACUUCACAGGUGACCUGCUUUUAGGGCCUCUCCCUCUGAUAAAUUGCUCCUAUUAGCAAGCGUUUGCAUGUUUUUUUUCUGGGCUUUUUUGCCUCGGAGAAAGGAGACAAGCUGUACUUGAAGCUGUCAGAGUUUUACUCUUAAUCUCAUUUUUAAUGAACUAAAGGGGAAAACAAAGAAACUGAGCCAAUGUGUGUGUCCAUUAAUAAAUUAAAUUUUGUGCCUGAUC
This is a messenger RNA of Melanotaenia boesemani (Boeseman's rainbowfish), 2005 nucleotides long. RefSeq names its product coproporphyrinogen oxidase (gene cpox). Gene Ontology annotation, cellular component: mitochondrial intermembrane space; cytoplasm. Gene Ontology annotation, molecular function: coproporphyrinogen oxidase activity. The transcript has 7 exons. The record is from RefSeq and is a predicted model, not a curated record. NCBI's taxonomy places the organism in Eukaryota, Metazoa, Chordata, Actinopteri, Atheriniformes, Melanotaeniidae. The coding region runs from base 116 to 1474 and encodes 452 amino acids.